AUGGCGGGUCGCAAUGCCUCCGGGCAACCACGACAGACUUCUUCGGCUCCUCCCAGGUUGGAAUCAGUUCGCCCGCCCCCAGCAGCUUCCCCGGCACUACAAGCCCACCGGGCACCCCAAGUCUUUGACAAGUAUCCCCCAGGUAACACUCGCCCUCUCCCUGCUCGCACCUUCGACGCACCCAUUAUGAUCUUAUCACGCAAGUCAAUCAAACACUACCUGGAGCAAUCGGUUACCCUCCAGAAGUGGGCUCAGCAGAGAACCGAGGGAAAAGCCAAGCUGUGGCUUGACAAAAAGUACCUCGAGAAAGUCGACAACCUCAAGGUCCAUGAACGCAAAGCCGCCGAGAUCCGUGACCCCGGAGUCAAGGCAAGAGCUCAAGACAAGAUACGACACCUCCAACAGGAAGUGUCAGUGGAGAAACAGAAAAUCCUCACAAAAGAAUCACAGCACAUCAAAGAGACAGAACGCGCAUGGGCAACUUUUGUGAGCAUCAAGGCUCACGAGGAAGAAGCUGCUAUACGACAUAAUAUACGCAACAUCCUGGGGCUGCCAUCCAAUCCCCUCGUAACUUCUCGAGUCGAAAAGCUGCUAGGCUCGGACGGAACAGUGCCGCAAACCCCCUCCUUGCCGACUCAUACACUAUCCUUCUUCCGCGGUUCUCCUUUGACGCAUACCAGGAUGAGCUGGGAGGAGGCGAUGGCAGGGUCUAUGGAAGGCAUCGCAGACAAGUCGGAUCUGAACAACGACAUACCGUACGAUAUCAAGAUCCCCGAAUGGUUCGCCGUCCUCGAUGCUCAGAGACAGGUUCGGUUGACUGGCAACACGCCCAGGGACCGAUGGGUUUAUCUGUGCAACAUGCUCUUCAACCUGGAGGCUUCGAUCAGGAUUCUCAGGUACCAAGAGGAGCACAAAGACGAGCUGGCGUGGACGAAGUGCGUUACCAAUCCCCCGAUACCCGGCCCGAUGUCUUCCCAGGAGAUGAUGAACGAGGUUCAGGCAUGCAUCAACCAGGCAAUGGCCAAGGUUCGUGCUGCCGACAAAGAGGUGGUGAAAACGCGCACGGCAAAGUCCAGAGCUGCAAAGAACGAAGAUGAAGGCUUGCAUAUGAUGAAGAUGCGACAGGAAGUCCAGCAGCUCGAGAUGAAGCAACGGAACGCACUGCAUGAUCUAGCCAACCGCCCUGUCGGAUCAGUGUCCACCACUGCUCGUAUGCAGGCCAACCCGUACCGCAGCACAGGGCCGUCAACUUCGUCGUCAUCGUCAGCAGCACCUGCGCCGGCCACGAGACAGGAUUUCCAAGCCCGAGGGCUGAUGGUGCCUACUGGUUUGCAACGACGGGGCUCGCAGGACAGCACAGACGAUGAAGACAGAGUGAGGCUGUAG
Messenger RNA from Anthostomella pinea, 1386 nucleotides. The record is from the annotation of a GenBank genome assembly. Lineage: Eukaryota; Fungi; Ascomycota; Sordariomycetes; Xylariales; Xylariaceae.